Messenger RNA from Leptosomus discolor (cuckoo roller), 1119 nucleotides. NCBI's taxonomy places the organism in Eukaryota, Metazoa, Chordata, Aves, Leptosomiformes, Leptosomidae. The record is from RefSeq and is a predicted model, not a curated record.
UGUGGUAAUGAUAGUGAAGAAGAUAUGUUUGGUGACUAUGACAGCUUUUAUGGAAAUGAUUCUUUGUUAGCUCAAGUUGAUAUUCUAGACCUCAAAUGCCUGCAGGAUAAAAAUAUGGAUAUUAAAGCAGCUGGAGAAAUCAUACCUGGAAGUCUUCAGUCAGGAAUUCACCAGAAAAAACAAGAUAACUUUUCUGCUUCAGAAAAUUUGAUUGUUCUUAAAGCUGACAAAGAGGAUGCUUUCCAGAUGAAUGAAAAUGACCCGGUGGAUAGCAACCAAGAACUGACUGAAUCUAUUUUAGAUGACUUGCCAUCAUCACAACUUUUGUAUUUUGAGAAAAUGGAUGAACUUCCUUCUGGUUCUAGAGUAUCUUCAAUCUCAGAAAGGAAGAAUAAAUGUUUGAAUGCCUCCUUGGACAAAAUUGGGAGUCUGUCAUCUUUUUGUCCUGAUGCUGAACACGGGAACAUACCUACUGACUUUUCCUCAGACUCUAAGUGUGAUUUGGUUAAAACUGAGAGUCUUAGAGAUCAUCUGAAAAGUGCUAUGACUGGAAAUGCCAAAGCCCAGACUCUGCAGGUCUCUAAGACCAAACAGCUUAAAGAAGCUGUUUUGUCUGAAGAGAUUUGUGUUGCUAGGAAAACUAUUGAAUCUUCUUCUGUUGAUAUAGGCCCUUUUUAUGGAUUACCUAGCAAAGUUAAAGAUCUUUUCAGACAAUAUCGAGGGAUUGAAAUGCUUUAUGAAUGGCAGCAUGAUUGCUUAAUGUUAGAAUCUCUACAGCAAAGAAAGAAUUUAAUAUAUUCAUUGCCAACCAGUGGUGGAAAAACACUUGUAGCUGAAAUAAUAAUUCUCCAAGAAUUACUCUGCAGGCAGAAGGAUGUUCUGAUGAUCCUGCCAUAUGUUGCCAUUGUCCAAGAAAAGGUCUGGGGUUUAUCAAGUUUUGGGAUAGAAUUGGGUUUCCUGGUUGAAGAAUAUGCAGGAAGUAAAGGAAGAUUUCCACCAAUCAAGAGGAGAAUAAAAAAAUCUCUUUAUAUUGCUACUAUAGAAAAAGGACAUGCUCUAGUGAAUUCCUUAAUUGAAACAAAAAGAAUUGAUGACCUUGGUCUGGUUGUAGUAGAUGAG